Thlaspi arvense is the source of this 10229-nucleotide messenger RNA. The record is from the annotation of a GenBank genome assembly. Lineage: Eukaryota; Viridiplantae; Streptophyta; Magnoliopsida; Brassicales; Brassicaceae.
AUGCGAGGUGGAGAGAUACAGAAGGCACGCACGGAUAAGAGGGAAUAUCGGAGGAUAGUUCUCAAGAAUUCGCUGGAGGUGUUGUUGAUCAGCGACCCUGAGACUGACAAGUGUGCUGCUUCGAUGAACGUUAGCGUCGGAUCGUUCUCGGACCCGGAAGGAUUGGAUGGGCUUGCUCACUUCCUCGAGCAUAUGCUAUUUUUUGCAAGUGAAAAGUACCCAGAGGAAGAUAGUUAUUCCAAGUACAUCGCUGAGCAUGGAGGGAGCACAAAUGCUUAUACAUCCAGUGAAGACACAAACUACCAUUUCGAUGUCAACACAGACUCUUUUGAUGAGGCUUUGGACAGGUUUGCGCAGUUCUUUAUCAAACCACUUAUGUCAGCUGACGCAACCAUGAGGGAGAUCAAGGCCGUUGACUCUGAGAAUCAGCAAAACUUGUUGUCUGAUUCUCGGCGUCUGCGCCAGUUACAGAAGCAUCUAAGUAGAGAUGACCAUCCAUAUCACAAAUUUAGCACAGGGAACAUGGAUACUCUUCUUGUUCGACCUGAAGCAAACGGAAUAGAUACAAGAAGUGAACUUCUUAAAUUCUAUGACGAGUACUAUUCUGCCAACAUCAUGCAUCUGGUUGUUUACGGCAAGGAAAACCUUGAUAAAAUUCAGGCCACAGUGGAAAAGAUCUUCCAGGAAAUCCGAAACACCAACAAAAGCAUCCCUAGGUUUCUUGGUCAGCCGUGUACUCUGGACCAUUUGCAGGUUCUUGUAAAGGUUGUUCCCAUAAAGCAGGGUCACGAGCUUAAUGUUACAUGGCCUGUAACUACUACCAUCCAUCAUUACGAAGAAGCACCAUGUUGUUACGUUGGGCAACAGGUUUGUAUGCUGGCGAAUCAGACUGGAAUAUGGAGUACUCUUUCUUCAAUGUUUGGAUUAACCUUACUGAUGCCGGCCAUGAUGGAGCAUAUGCAACAAGUUGUAGGGUUGUUGUAUAAAUUCAUUAAGCUUUUACAACAGUCUGGUGUUUCCCAGUGGAUUUUUGAUGAGCUUGCAGCUAUCUGUGAGGCAGAAUUUCAUUAUCAAUCCAAAACAGACCCAAUAUCUGAUGCAGAGGAGCAUUCAUCAAGCAUGACGAUAUACCCAAUUAAGCAUUGGCUGGUUGGAUCGUCACUGCCUUCAAAAUUCAAUCCAGCUCUUGUACAAAAGGUUUUAGACGAGCUUUCUCCCAAUAAUGUUCGAAUCUUUUGGAAAUCGAAUAAAUUUGAAGGGAAAACUGACAAGGUUGAGCCAUGGUAUAACACUGCAUAUUCUCUUGAGAAGAUAACCAAACUCACCAUUCAGGAAUGGGAACAGUCUGCACCUGAUGCAAACCUGCUUCUACCAACGCCUAAUGUCUUCAUUCCUACUGAUUUGUCAUUAAAGGAAAUUAAAGAUAAGGAAGUCUUCCCUGUUUUGUUGAGAGAGACAUCAUUCUCAAGAUUGUGGUAUAAGCCUGAUACAAAGUUCUUCAAACCAAAGGCAUAUGUUGUGAUGGAUUUCAACUGCCCACUUGCGGUCACCUCUCCCGACGCUGUGGUUCUUUCAAAUAUUUUUGUGGGGUUGCUGGUCGACUACUUGAAUGAAUAUGCUUAUUAUGCUCAGGCUGCUGGUCUUUACUAUGGAAUAAGUCUUUCGGACAAUGGUUUUCAGCUGACUCUUGUUGGCUUUAAUCACAAAUUGAGGAUCUUGCUGGAAGCUAUCAUUCAAAAGAUUGCAACAUUCCAAGUUAAACCUGACAGGUUUCUCGUUAUCAAGGAAAAAAAGACAAAGGCAUACCAAAACUGCAAAUUCCGACAACCAUAUCGUCAAGCAACGAGUUACUGUUCCUUGGUACUACAAGACCAAACUUGGCCUUGGACAGAGGAACUAGAUGCUCUUUCUCAUAUGGAAGCUCAAGACUUGGCGAAUUUCGUCCCAAUGCUGUUAUCAAGGACAUUUGUUGAGUGCUAUGUAGCAGGAAAUGUUGACAAGGAAGAAGCUGAGUCAAUGGUGAAGCAUAUUGAAGAUGUUCUUUUUAACGACCCAAAACCUAUUUGUCGUCCGUUAUUUCCUUCCCAGCUCCCGACCAAUAGGAUUGCAGAGCUCGGAACAGGAAUGAGAUACUUCUACCAUCAACAAGGCUCAAACCCAAAAGAUGAGAAUUCUGCUCUUGUGCAUUAUAUUCAGGUUCAUCAAGAUGAAUUUUCCAUGAACGUUAAACUUGAGCUUUUCUGUCUCAUCGCAAAGCAAGCCACAUUUUACCAGCUUAGAACGGUCGAGCAACUUGGUUACAUCACUUCACUAUCUCGGAGGAUUGAUUAUGGCGUCAAUGGGCUACAGUUCAUUAUCCAGUCUUCAGUUAAGGGUCCUGCACAUAUUGAUUCGAGGGUCGAGUCACUUCUCAAGGACCUUGAGAGUAAACUUUACAAGAUGAGCGAUGAAGAAUUCAAGAGCAAUGUAACAGCUUUGAUAGACAUGAAGCUUGAGAAACAUAAGAACUUGUCGGAGGAAUCUUGGUUUUACUGGAGCGCGAUUCAAAAAGGCACACUCAAAUUCAACCGCAUAGACGCAGAGGUGGAUGCACUGAGAGAGCUAAAGAAGGACGAACUGAUAGCUUUCUUUGACGAAUACAUAAAAGUUGGCGCACCAAAGAAGAGAUCUCUGAGCAUAUGUGUCUAUGGAAGCCAGCAUUUGAAUGAAAUGGCAUCGGACAAAGACCAAGUUGUGUCACCAUUCGUAGAAAUCCAAGACAUUGUCGGUUUCAGGAAGUCUCAGCCUCUUUACGGAUCGUUGAAAGGAUGUAGCCAGCUGAAACUUAAUCGAACGGCGAUGGCGCUUGGAAAGGAAAACGCGACGGCGGAUGAAGGUGAAGAGAUACUGAAGCCAGGCGCGGAUGAGAAAGAAUAUCGGAGGAUAGUUCUUGAGAAUUCGCUGGAGGUGUUGUUGAUCAGCGACCCAGAGACUGACAAGUGUGCUGCUUCGAUGAACGUUAGCGUCGGAUCGUUCUCUGACCCAGAAGGAAUGGACGGGCUUGCUCAUUUCCUCGAGCAUAUGCUAUUUUUUGCAAGUGAUAAGUACCCGGAGGAAGAUAGUUAUUCCAAGUACAUCGCUGAGCAUGGAGGAAGCACAAAUGCUCAUACAUCCAGUGAAGACACAAACUACCAUUUCGAUGUCAACACAGACUCUUUUGACGAGGCUUUGGACAGCAUGGAGGAAGCACAAAUGCUCAUACAUCCAGUGAAGACACAAACUACCAUUUCGAUGUCAACACAGACUCUUUUGACGAGGCUUUGGACAGAGAAUCAGAAAAACUUGUUGUCUGAUUCUUGCCGUCUGCGCCAGUUACAGAAACAUCUAAGUAGAGAUGACCAUCCGUAUCACAAAUUUAACACAGGGAACAUGGAUACUCUUCUUGUUCGACCUGAAGCAAACGGAAUAGAUACAAGAAGUGAACUUCUUAAAUUCUAUGACGAGUACUAUUCUGCCAACAUCAUGCAUCUGGUUCUUGUAAAGGCUGUUCCCAUAAUGCAGGGCCACGAGCUUAACGUUUCAUGGCCUGUAACUACUAGCAUCCAUCAUUAUGAAGAAGCACCAUCUUAUAACGUUAGGCAUUUAAUUAAUCAUGUAGCCGGAGGAAGUUGGGCAACCGAAUUGUAUGCUGGUGAAGCAGACUGGAAUAUGGAGUAUUCUUUCUUCAAUGUUUGGAUUAAACUUACUGAUGCCGGCCAUGAGCAUAUGCAACAAGUUGUAGGGUUGUUGUUCAGAUACAUUAAGCGUUUGCAACAGUCUGGUGUUUCCCAGUGGAUUUUUGAUGAGCUUGCAGCUAUCUGUGAGGCAGAAUUUCAUUAUCAAUCCAAAACAAUAUCUGAUGUAGUGGAGCAUUCAUCAAGCAUGACGAUAUACCCAAUUAAGCAUUGGCUGGUUCGAUCAUCACUGCCUUCAAAAUUUAAUCCAGCCAUUGUACAAAAGGUUUUAGAUGAGCUUUCUCCCAUUAAUGUUCGAAUAUUUUGGGAAUCAAAUACAUUUGAAGGCAAAACUGACGAGGUUGAGCCAUGGUACAACACUGCUUAUUCUCUUGAGAAGAUAACCAGAUUCACCAUUCAGGAGUGGGUGCAGUCUGCCCUCGAUGAAGUCUUCCCUGUUUUGUUGAGAGAGACACCAUUCUCAAGACUGUGGUACAAGCCUGACACAAAGUUCUUGAAACCAAAGGCAUGCGUUAUCAUGGAAUUCAACUGCCCACUUGCAGCCACCUCUCCUGACGCUCAAGUUCUUUCAGAAAUGUUUGUUUGGUUGCUGGCCGACUAUUUGAAUGAACAUGCUUAUUAUGCUCUUGCUGCUGGUCUUCACUAUGGAUUAAACCUUUCGGGCAGUGGUUUUGAGCUGGCUUUUGUUGGCUUUAAUCACAAAUUGAGGAUCUUGCUAGAAGCUUUCAUUCAAAGGAUUGCAACAUUCCAAGUUAAACCUGACAGGUUUCUCGUUAUCAAGGAGACGGUCACAAGGGGAUACAAAAAUUUCAACUGCGAUAAACCCUAUGAGCAAGCAAUGUCAUACUGCUCAGUGGUAUUACGCGAUCAGGCCUGGCAUUGGAAAGAAAACCUAGAUGCUCUUUCUCAUAUGGAAGCUGGAGACUUGGAGAAUUUCGUUCCGAUGAUGCUAUCCAGGACAUUUGUUAAGUGCUAUAUAACAGGAAAUGUUGACAAGGAAGAAGCUGAGUCCAUGGUGAAGCAUAUUGAAGAUGUUCUUUUUAACGACCCAAAACCUAUUUCUCGUCCGUUAUCUCCUUCUCAGCUCCCGGCCAAGAGGAUUGCAGAGCUUGGAAAAGGAACGAGAUACUUCUACCAUCAACAAGGCUUAAACCCAAAAGAUGAGAAUUCUGCUCUUGUGCACUAUAUUCAGGUUCAUCAAGAUGAAUUUUCCAUGAACGUUAAACUUGAGCUUUUCUGUCUCAUCGCAAAGCAAGCCACAUUUUACCAGCUUAGAACGGUCGAGCAACUUGGUUACAUCACUUCACUAUCUCGGAGGAUUGAUUCUGGCGUCUAUGGUGUACAGUUCAUUAUUCAGUCUUCAGUUAAGGGUCCUGCACAUAUUGAUUCGAGGGUCGAGUCACUUGUAAAGGACCUUGAGAGUAAACUUUACAAGAUGAGCGAUCAAGAAUUCAAGAGCAAUGUAACAGCUUUGAUAGACGUAAAGCUUGAGAAACAUAAGACCUUGACGGAGGAAAAUAGUUAUUACUGGGGAGAGAUUCAAGACGGCACACUCAAAUUCAACCGCAUAGACGCAGAGGUUGCUGCAUUGAGAGAGCUAAAGAAGGAAGAACUGAUAGACUUCUUUGACGAAUACAUAAAAGUUGGCGCACCAAAAAAGAGAUCGCUGAGCAUAUGCGUCUAUGGAAGCCAGCAUUUGAAUGAAAUGGCAUCGGACAAAGACAAAGUUGUGUCACCACUCGUAGAAAUCCAAGACAUUGUUGGUUUCAGAAAGUCUCAGCCUCUUUACGGAUCGUUGAGAGGAUGUAGCCAGCUGAAACUAGAGCCAAGACUCAGCGAAGAAGACUCAACUACUAAAACGGAGAUGGCGGUUGGGAAGAAAAACGCGGCGGAGACGGCGGAUGAAGGUGAAGAGAUACUGAAGGCACGCACGGAUAAGAGAGAAUAUCGGAGGAUAGUUCUCAAGAAUUCGCUGGAGGUGUUGUUGAUCAGCGACCCUGAGACUGACAAGUGUGCUGCUUCGAUGAACGUUAGCGUCGGAUCGUUCUCGAAUCCAGAAGGAUUGGAUGGGCUUGCUCAUUUCCUUGAGCAUAUGUUGUUUUAUGCAAGUGAAAAAUACCCGGAGGAAGAUAGUUACUCCAAGUACAUCGCUGAGCAUGGAGGGAGCACAAAUGCUUAUACAUCCAGUGAAGACACAAACUACCAUUUCGACAUCAACACAGACUCUUUCGAUGAGGCUUUGGACAGGUUCGCCCAGUUCUUUAUCAAACCACUUAUGUCAGCUGAUGCAACCAUGAGGGAGAUCAAGGCCGUUGACUCUGAGAAUCAGAAAAACUUGUUGUCUGAUUCUUGGCGUCUACGCCAGUUACAGAAGCAUCUAAGUAGAGAAGACCAUCCAUAUCACAAAUUUAGCACAGGGAACAUGGAUACUCUUCAUGUACGACCUGAAGCAAGAGGAAUAGAUACAAGGAGUGAACUGAUUAAAUUCUAUGACCAACACUAUUCUGCCAACAUCAUGCAUCUUGUUGUUUAUGGCAAAGAAAAUCUUGAUAAAACUCAAGGUCUAGUGGAAGAGUUGUUCCAAGAAAUUCGAAACACCAACAAGUGUAUCCCUAGAUUUCCUGGUCAGCCGUGUACUCCAGACCACUUACAGGUUCUUGUGAAGGUUGUUCCCAUAAGGCAGGGUCAUGCGCUUACUGUUUCAUGGCCCGUAACUCCUAGUAUCCUUCAUUAUCAAGAAGCACCGUGCAGGUACCUUAGUCAUCUAAUUGGUCAUGAAGGCAAAGGAAGAUGGGCAACGGGACUGAGUGCUGGCGAAGCUGGCCAGAAUAUGGAAUAUUCUUUCUUCAAUGUUUCCAUUGAUCUUACUGAUGAUGGCCAUGAGCAUAUGGAAGAUGUUUUAGGGUUGUUGUUCAGACACAUUAAGCUUUUACAACAGUCUGGUGUUUACCAGUGGAUUUUCGAUGAGAUCUCAGCUGUCUCUGAGUCAAAUUUUCAUUAUCAAUCCAAAACACACCCAAUUUCUUAUGCAACGGGUAUUUCACCAAAAAUGAAGACAUACCCGACCAAGCAUUGGCUGGUUAGAUCGUCACUGCCUUCGAAAUUUAAUCCAGCUCUUGUACAAAAGGUUUUAGAUGAGCUUUCUCCCAGUAAUGUUCGAAUCUUUUGGGAAUCAAAUAAAUUUGAAGGGAAAACUGACAAGGUUGAGCCAUGGUAUAACACUGCAUAUUCUCUUGAGAAGAUAACCAAACUCACCAUUCAGGAAUGGGAACAGUCUGCACCUGAUGCAAACCUGCUUCUACCAACGCCUAAUGUCUUCAUUCCUACUGAUUUGUCAUUAAAGGAAAUUAAAGAUAAGGAAGUCUUCCCUGUUUUGUUGAGAGAGACAUCAUUCUCAAGAUUGUGGUAUAAGCCUGAUACAAAGUUCUUCAAACCGAAAGCAUAUGUUAAGAUGGAUUUCAACUGCCCACUUGCGGUCACCUCUCCCGACGCUGUGGUUCUUUCAAAUAUUUUUGUGCCGUUGCUGGUCGACUACUUGAAUGAAUAUGCUUAUUAUGCUCAGACUGCUGGUCUUUACUAUGGAAUAAGUCUUUCAGACAAUGGUUUUCAGCUGACUCUUGUUGGCUUUAAUCACAAAUUGAGGAUCUUGCUGGAAGCUAUCAUUCAAAAGAUUGCAACAUUCCAAGUUAAACCUGACAGGUUUCUCGUGAUCAAGGAAAUAAACACCAAGGCAUACCAAAACUGCAAAUUCCGACAACCAUAUCGUCAAGCAACGAGUUACUGCUCAUUGGUACUACAAGAUCAAACUUGGCCUUGGACAGAAAAACUAGAUGCUCUUUCUCAUAUGGAAGCUGGAGACUUGGAGAAUUUCGUUCCAAUGCUGUUAUCAAGGACAUUUGUUGAGUGCUAUGUAGCAGGAAAUGUUGACAAGGAAGAAGCUGAGUCAAUGGUGAAGCAUAUUGAAGAUGUUCUUUUUAACGACCCAAAACCUAUUUCUCGUCCGUUAUUUCCUUCCCAGCUCCCGACCAAGAGGAUUGCAGAGCUUGGAGCAGGAACGAGAUACUUCUACCAUCAAGAAGGCUCAAACCCAAAAGAUGAGAAUUCUGCUCUUGUGCACUAUAUUCAGGUUCAUCAAGAUGAAUUUUCCAUGAACGUUAAACUUGAGCUUUUCUGUCUCAUCGCAAAGCAAGCCACAUUUUACCAGCUUAGAACGGUCGAGCAACUUGGUUACAUCACUUCACUUUCUCGGAGGAUUGAUUCUGGCGUCUAUGGUGUACAGUUCAUUAUCCAGUCUUCAGUUAAGGGUCCUGCACAUAUUGAUUCGAGGGUCGAGUCACUUCUCAAGGACCUUGAGAGUAAACUUUACAAGAUGAGCGAUCAAGAAUUCAAGAGCAAUGUAACAGCUUUGAUAGACAUGAAGCUUGAGAAACAUAAGAACUUGUCGGAGGAAUCUUGGUUUUACUGGGGAGAGAUUAAAAACGGCACACUCAAAUUCAACCGCAUAGACGCAGAGGUUGCUGCACUGAGAGAGCUAAAGAAGGAAGAACUGAUAGAUUUCUUUGGCAAAUACAUAAAAAUGUACGCACCAAAAAAGAGAUCGCUGAGCAUAUGCGUCUAUGGAAGCCAGCAUAUGAAUGAAAUGGCAUCGGACAAAGACAAAGUUGUGUCACCGUUCGUAGAAAUCCAAGACAUUGUGGGUUUCAGAAAGUCUCAACCUCUUUACGGAUCGUUGAAAGGAUGUAGCCAGCUGAAACUAAAUUUUAUCAUCGAAAAUACUUUUAAAACACCCUCUUCUCUUUGUUACUUACGUAUAAUUCUUGUGAAGGCUGUUCCUAUAAAGCAAAGUCAUAAGCUGAGGAUUUUUUGGCCUAUAACUCCUAGCAUCCACCAUAAUGAAGAAGCACCAUGCAGGUACCUUAGUCAUCUAAUUGGUCAUGAAGGAGAAGGAAGUUUGUUUCAUGCCUUAAAAACCUUGGGUUGGGCAACGAAACUGUUUGCUUCUGAAGCAGAAUGGACUAUUGAGUACUCAUUUUUCAAGGUUUCGAUUGAUCUUUCUGAUACUGGUCAUGAGCAUAUGCAACAAGUUGUAGGGUUGUUGUUCAGAUACAUUAAGCUUUCACAACAGUCUGGUGUUUCCCAGUGGAUUUUUGAUGAGCUCUCAUCUAUCUGUGAGACAAAGUUUCAUUAUCAGGACAAGACACAGCCAAUUUCUUAUGCCGUGGAUAUUGCAUCAAAUAUGCAGAUAUAUCCGACCAAGGACUGGCUGGUUGGAUCAUCAUUGCUUUCAAAAUUCAAUCCAGCUAUUGUAAAAAAGGUUCUAGAUGAGCUUUGUCCUACUAAUGUUCGAAUCUUUUGGGAAUCAAAGAAAUUUGAAGGACAGACUGACAAGGUUGAACCAUGGUAUAACACUGCUUAUUCUCUUGAGAAGAUUAACAAAUUCACCAUUCAGAAAGCAGGUCUUUACUACGGACUGAGACUAUCAGACAAUGCUCUCUCUUUCUGGAUUCAAUCACAAAUUGAGGAUUUUGCUAGAAGCUGUCAUUCAAAUGAUUGCGAAAUUCCAAGAAACGUUGGGAAUAGUGAAGCCGAGUCAAUGGUGAAAUAUAUUGAAGAUGCUCUUUGUAACGACACAAAACCCAUUUGCAGACCGCUUUUUCCUUCCCAGCACCUGACAAAAAGGGUUGUAAAACUUCAGAAAGGAAAUAAAUACUUAUACAGUCAAAAAGGAUCAAACCCUAAUGAUGAAAACUCUGCCCUGCUGCAUUAUAUUCAGGUUCAUCAAGAUGAAUUUUCCAUGAACGUUAAACUUGAGCUUUUCGCUCUUAUUGCAAAGCAAGCCACUUUUCACCAGCUUAGAACGGUCGAGCAACUUGGCUACAUCACUUCACUUUCUCAGAGGAAUGAUUCUGGCGUCUAUGGUUUACAGUUCAUUAUCCAGUCCUCCGUUAAGGGUCCUGCACAUAUUGAUUCAAGGGUCGAGUCACUACUCAAGGACCUGGAGAGUAAACUCUACGAGAUGAGCGAUGAGGAAUUCAAGAGCAACGUGACAGCUUUAAUAGACAUGAAGCUUGAAAAACACAAGAACUUGAACGAGGAAUCUUUGUUUUACUGGCGAGAGAUUCAAAACGGGACACUCAAGUUCAACCGCAGAGAUGCAGAGGUUGCUGCACUGAGAGAGCUAAAGAAGGAAGAACUGGUAGACUUCUUUGACGAAUACAUAAAAGUUGGCGCACCCAAAAAGAAAUCUCUGAGCAUAUGUGUCUAUGGAAGCCAGCAUUUGAAGGAAAUGGCAUCGGACAAAGACAAAGUUGCGUCACCAUUCAUAGAAAUCCAAGAGAUUGUUGGUUUCAGAAAGUCUCAGCCUCUUUACGGAACUUUGAAAGGAUGUAGACAGCUGAAACUGUGAGGAGGUCCCAAACUCUUCACAAGGAUAUAUGUAUACACAAAGACUCAUAUACCAGAAAAGAUGUUUGUAUAUCAGUGUAUGUGUCUCUCUAUUCAUCUGAUCAAUUGUAA